This is a messenger RNA of Salmo salar (Atlantic salmon), 7177 nucleotides long. RefSeq names its product kinesin-like protein KIF20B. NCBI's taxonomy places the organism in Eukaryota, Metazoa, Chordata, Actinopteri, Salmoniformes, Salmonidae. Gene Ontology annotation, cellular component: spindle microtubule; nucleus; mitotic spindle. Gene Ontology annotation, biological process: microtubule-based movement; mitotic spindle assembly; spindle elongation. Gene Ontology annotation, molecular function: microtubule binding; ATP binding; plus-end-directed microtubule motor activity. The record is from RefSeq and is a predicted model, not a curated record.
UUGAUGCAGAGAUUGAAGUUCAAUCAUAGGAAUGUGGGCGUAUGGAUAAUUUAUAAUAAUCAGAAAUACAUAGUUAUCACACAAAACACUAGAUGGAAAAGGUUUGUUUGAAACAUAAUGAAUAUCUAAGUCUUCUACGAGCACUUCCGGUAAAAAAAAAACAAUCUCUCUCCCGAUUGGUCGAAUUUAAAAAAGAGACCGCGACAGUUCUGGAUGACAACAGAAAACUGUUUUUCGUUGCGAAACAUUUUAUUUUUUGUUGGGGAAAAACAAAAAGUCUGUCACGAUGAUGGAAUCAGGUUAUCACAGCAGAUUGGGAAGCGUGGAGAGGGAAAUGAACGUCGACGACCUGAGGAAAGACCUUUUAUCAGAGUUUCACUCACAGGAGUCAUGCCUAGAAGAAAACGAGCACUUGCAGGUGUACCUCCGCAUUAGACCGUUCACAUCAAUUGAAAGUGAAAAUGGCGAAUCACAGGAGUGCGUUUCCAUUGAGCCCCCAGACAAGGUCCUCCUCAAGGCUCCAAGGACUUCCCUGUCAGCAGGGCUUAGUGACAAAUCAGUCCCGCAGACAGCUCAAAGGUUCCAGUUCUCACAGGUCUUGGGGCCAGAAACCUCUCAGAGGGAGAUGUUUGAUGGCACCGUGAGAAGUCUGGUCAAGGAUGUUUUGGAAGGUGGAAAUUCUCUGGUUUUCACAUACGGAGUCACAAAUGCGGGAAAGACGUUCACAUUUCUAGGUCCAGAGGCCAACGCAGGGAUCCUCCCCAGGUCUUUGAAUGUCAUCUUCAACAGCAUCGAGGGGCGUGUUUACAACCAGAUGACUAUCAAGCCACAGCGAUGCAGAGAGUUCAUCAGGCUCACUAAAGAUCAGCAAAGUGAGGAGGCCACUAGCAAGAGAAAUCUCUUCAGGCUCCUCAAGGAGAGUGAUAACCCGAAAAGCUCCACCAGCCAGACAAGCUCCACCAGCCAGACAACCCUGCAAGGGUCCACACUAAGUGACAUUGAGAGGACUGUGACUGAAGACGCUUUCAGUCUGGUUUUUGACGCACACACCAAGUUCUCAGUCUGGGUGUCCUUCUGUGAAAUCUACAACGAGAAUAUUCACGACUUGCUGGAGCCCAUACCGAUCGGAGCCCUGAAGAGAUCCACGCUGCGGCUGUCGCAGGAUGUCAAAGGCAACUCCUUUGUGAAAGAUCUGAAGUGGAUACAAGUGAACAAUGCGGAGGAAGCCUACAAGGUGAUGAAGCUAGGGAAGAAGAACCAGAGCUUUGCCAGCACAAAGCUAAACCUCCUCUCAAGCAGGAGCCACAGCAUAUUUUCUGUUCGUAUCCUGCGGAUUGAAGAUGCUAGGAUUCCUCGUGUUAACUCUGUCAGCGAGCUGUCCCUGUGUGACCUGGCUGGGUCUGAGAGGUGUGCUAAAACUCAGAAUAAAGGGGAGCGUUUGAAAGAGGCCGGGAACAUCAACACUUCCCUGAUGACGCUGGGCAAGUGCAUCAACGCUUUACGUCAAAGCCAGCAAUCCAAGCUACCACAGCACAUCCCUUUCAGGGAGAGCAAGCUCACCCACUACCUGCAGGGCUUCUUCUGUGGGCGGGGCAAAGCCUGCAUGGUAGUCAACAUCAACCAGUGUGCCUCCAUGUACGACGAGACGAUCAACGUGCUCAAGUUCUCCGCUGUGGCUCAGAAGGUGGUGGUGCUGACAUCCAAGACCGCCCCUUAUCUCGCCGCCAAGACGUCGACCCAGGAACUGUCCAUGAUCGUCGACCACGCAGACAGGAAGAAACUGUUGGGUCAGCGGAGAAGGAGCUCCCUGGUUGGCUGGGAGACCAGUCUGGAGGAUGUGCAGGAGGAUGACAUGGAAGCGGAGAGCACGACAGAGGACAGCGUGAUUGAGGAGACCAUGCAAGAAGUGGACGAUGACAAGUUUCUCAUCGAUAAAGAUGCUUAUGAGAGCCAGCUCCUCCAGUUGAAGGAGCUCCGGGAACAACUCCAGAAAGAGAGAUCUGAAAACCUGGCGUUGGAAUCCCGCAUCCGUGACGAGGUCACAAAGGAGUUCUCUGACCUCUUCUCUGAAAUGCAGACCGAUUACAAGGAACGUCUGGCCAAAGAGAAGGAGAUUGUCGAGGAGAGAGCGGAGAGGCGUCUAGAGAUCCUGAAGAAUCUAGUGAACAAGAACACCAGUCAAGGGGAGCUGGACAGAGCAGAGCGAGCCACGAAGGAGAGCUCGUCGUUGGGAGGCAUGUUUGACUCCAUGUGCAGUGACCUGGCAGGCAUAAAGAUGGCGGCUGAGACGGCCAAGACAUGUCUGGUGGUCGCCCACCCCAGUAGUGACACCGUCUCCAACCUCUCAGUGCAGCUCCCUGUCGAAACCAAUGAACUGGAAAAUGAUCGCAGACGAGCACCGCAAUCAAAGGAACAGCUUGACGAGGCUAGGAAGUCUCAGGAGCUGAAGUUCUCCGACCUUCUGGAGAUGUGUCAUGAGAAGGACGAGAUGAUCUCCUCGCUUCAGAACACCGUGGACCAGCAGGUCAAAGACACUAUCAAAGAUAAGACUACAUUCGACGGCAUCAAGGAUGAGCUCCUGCGUCUGAAGAGCAGCUGCACUUGCUCCAGAGGGGAGAAGCGCAGCUCUCGCACAGAGAGCCGCAAACGGCUGGUGGAUCUCCAGCCGGACCUGGAGGAACAGCCCCCCAGCAAGAAAGGUUUCCAUGGGGAGGGUAGUGGAGAGGACGAGAAGAUGGACAGAUUGUGCUGGGAGCAGGUGGUGAAAUCCUCAGAAGUGGCGGGACUAGUAGAGACUCUGCAGCUUGACCAGGUAGCACACGAAGAGGGUGACUUGAAAGUGCAGGAGGUGAAUAUCUCCUGUAUGAAGGCACAUGAGCUGGAGGUGCAGACGCGUGCUCGCGAGGAGGCCCUGUCCGUGGUGGUGGAGGAGGCGGCGGUGGCGGCGGCGAGGAGGGAGAAUGCCAGGCUGCUCCAGGAACGGGAAGACUUGCAGCGGGAGAUGCGCAUACUUCGAGGGGAAUCCCAGGCUCUAAUUGGGAAGCUGCAGGCCAUGGAGAGGGAGGUCAGUCUGCAGACAGCCAGAGCAGAAAAGGCUGCAGAGGACCGACAGGCCACGCAUGACCACGAGGUCAGAGAGAAAACUGCCCUGAUUGACUCCCUGAUACAGGAAGUGACACGCCUAGGGAAGGAAGUCGUGACCUCUCAAGCUGCGUCGGGAGCACAAAGGGACAGCAGGCUUCUCAGAGACAAGAUGGCGGAACUGAAGAGGGAAUGCUCAGAGGCCCUAGAGGAGAGGCUCCUGCUGAAAGAGAAACUGGCCCAACAGCAGAUCUCUGAACAGGAGCUGAAAGAGGAACUGGCCCAACAGCAGAUCUCUGAACAGGAGCUGAAAGAGAAACUGGCCCAACAGCAGAUCUCCGAACAGGAGCUGAAAGAGAAACUGGCCCAACAGCAGAUCUCCGAACAGGAGCUGAAAGAGAAACUGGCCCAACAGCAGAUCUCCGAACAGGAGCUGAAAGAGAAACUGGCCCAACAGCAGAUCUCCGAACAGGAGCUGAAAGAGAAACUGGCCCAACAGCAGAUCUCCGAACAGGAGCUGAAAGAGAAACUGGCCCAACAGCAGAUCUCCGAACAGGAGCUGAAAGAGAAACUGGCCCAACAGCAGAUCUCCGAACAGGAGCUGAAAGAGAAACUGGCCCAACAGCAGAUCUCCGAACAGGAGCUGAAAGAGAAACUGGCCCAACAGCAGAUCUCCGAACAGGAGCUGAAAGAGAAACUGGCCCAACAGCAGAUCUCCGAACAGGAGCUGAAAGAGAAACUGGCCCAACAGCAGAUCUCCGAACAGGAGCUGAAAGAGAAACUGGCCCAACAGCAGAUCUCCGAACAGGAGCUGAAAGAGAAACUGGCCCAACAGCAGAUCUCCGAACAGGAGCUGAAAGAGAAACUGGCCCAACAGCAGAUCUCCGAACAGGAGCUGAAAGAGAAACUGGCCCAACAGCAGAUCUCCGAACAGGAGCUGAAAGAGAAACUGGCCCAACAGCAGAUCUCCGAACAGGAGCUGAAAGAGAAACUGGCCCAACAGCAGAUCUCCGAACAGGAGCUGAAAGAGAAACUGGCCCAACAGCAGAUCUCCGAACAGGAGCUGAAAGAGAAACUGGCCCAACAGGAAUUGACCUUGGAGCAGCUCAAGGUGGAAAUGGAGGCUAAAGAAGAGGCCCACGUUGACAGCAAAAACUCUGUAUCUGAGAGAGAGACCGCUGAGGGCCUGAGGAAACUAAACUCUGAUCUGGAGGCUGAGGUCGUGACCUUGAAGGGAAAGAUGGCCUAUCUGGAGGGAGAGGAGCGCACCCGCCAAAUGGAGAGGGAGGUGGCUGUAACCGUGUCCCAAACGGAGAGAGUGGCAGAGUUGGAGAAGAUACUGUUCGAGAAGGAGGCGGAGGUGUCGGGCCUGCAGAGGAGCCUGCGGGAGGUGCAGGAGAGGUGGGAGGAUGAGGAGACCGCUGCGGUGCAGGAGGCUCGUAGGAGGGAGGUGGAGAGGAGGAGGGAGCUGCUGGCCGUGGCUGAGGAGGCCAUCGCUCAGAAGGACGCUGAGCUGAAGAAGAGAGCCCAGGACAUCACCAGAUUGAAGGAGACCAUUAAACUUGACUCGGACAAAGUGAAGAUUUUGAGCUUGGACCUUGAGAGGAAAGACGAUGACAUUUCUGAUCUCAAAGAGAAGCUGGCUGACUCUAAAAAACAGAUACAGCAAGUUCAAAAGGAGAUCACCUUGGAGAAAUCUCUGAAACUUAAACUGCAGGACUUGGAGAAAGUGAAGAAACAGCAGCAAGCAGACUUGGCUAAUAAAGACCGGACCAUACACCAACUGAAAACUGAACAUUCCGCUGACUCGAAGUCUGAGGAGAACUUAAAGCUUUAUCAGAACGCCUGCAAAGACCUUCAGGCUAAGGAGCGUUUGAUUGAAGACAUGCGUCUGGCUCUGACUGAGCAGGAGGACACCCAGACCCAACAGGAGCAGGUGCUGGAGGCUAAACUGGAAGAGAUUGACGCCCUCACAGAAGAGGUGGAGAAAGUGAAAGGACUGUUACGCUACCAGGACAAUAGAAAAGACACUGCGUCCCUGAGAGACAGCCAAUCGGACGAAGCCAAAUUAGCCAAACAGGAAGCCAUUCAGGCUCAAGUGACCUUGAAGCUGUGUACUGAGAAGCACCAGGCUGACAGGAGGAAGUGGCUAGAGGAGAAGAUGGUUCUCAUCCGGCAGGCCAAGGAAGCCGAGGACAAGAGGAACCAGGAGAUGAGGAAGUUCGCAGACGGCCGUGAGCGACACGCCAAACAGCAAACCCAAGUGGAAGAUCUCGUGGCCCAGCUCGGUGAGAAAGAGCAGGACCUAGUGAAAUGGAGGAAGGAGAGGGACACCCUUGUAACAGCUCUGGAGGUCCAGCUAACCAAACUCAUCUCCAGCAUCGCCAACAAGGAUGAGCAGAUAGCCCGUCUGCGCUGCAACGACACCUCUCAGCCAGCAGAGAGGCACCAUGGCCAGGUGGAGGUAGAGGAGCUGCAGAGCCUUCUGUCUGAGAGAGAUGCUGAGAUCUUUAACCUGAAGGAACAACUGAAAGCUAUUUCCAAAGCCAGCUGCAAUGUCUCAUCUGCGCCUCCCACUAAGCCCAGAGAGACCGCCACUCUGACUAAAGCAGAGGAGUGCCCUCCCAAAGUCAGUGAGAGAACUCUCCAUGACGACAACAGUCAACUAGUACAUGGAGUGAAGACUGAGAAGAGGACCAGUCAGGGGUCUGGGGGCUACCCGUCGGUGCUCGACUCCUCAGAGAUCAUAACGGAGGGAGGCAGGACCAGCCGCUUCCCCAAGCCUGAGCUUGAGAUCUCCUUCAGCCCGCUGCAGCCCAACAGGAUGGCCUUGAAACGCCAGGGAGAGGACGUGAUUAACGUCAAAAUCACUCGCAAGAGGAAGAGCUCUGAGAUUGACAAGAAGAAAGGUUGGCACAGUAAGGCUAAACGGAGAGCAACACGUGAGCUCCCAUCUCAGGAUGAGGUGAACAGUGAGAACCGAAGGAACAACAGAACUAGGAUGACUUCUAAACUGGCUGUACAUCAAGAGGAGACAUCUCCGGCGAGGGGCAGUAAAGACCCGGACUCCAUUAGGCCCCAGGACUCCCAGUCCAGCCUUCGGAGCAGGAAAGAAGGAACGAUGCAGAAGAUCGGCGACUUCCUCCAGAGCUCCCCAACGUUUUUCGGUAGCAAGGCUAAAAAGAUAAUGGGAUUGGUGAGCGGGAAAUCCCCAGAGACAGAGGGUGGGGCAUCCAUGAGCUUCAGACCCAAGAAGUCCAAGAGGAAGCUUUACAGACCAGAGAUCUCCACCCCGAUGGACUUCCCCUCCCACCCGAUCAUCGGUGGAAGUUCAGACGAGCGAGAGGGGGACCAUCUCAUCAUCAAGAGAAAACUCCGGACGGCUAAAUGAGUUGACUUCUCUGUUCCACAGCGAGGAUGUUAUCCCUGCUGCUCUUGUGUGGUAACGGGGAAAUGAAAUAAUCCAUUUUGUUGGUGUAAUGUUGUGGUUGUUUUCUUCUUAAUAUCGGUUAGGUAGAUAUCAGUUUUAGUUUUCAUAUUAGCCUUCAUUUAUCACUUUAAUUUAUAUUCGAUUUUUAUUUCUAUGUAUUUAAUGUUGCACAUUAUGUGAUUUAUUUCUUUCAUUUGUAUGAUUUAACACUAUCAUUUUUGGACCAAGUAUGUUUAUUCUCAGUCCAGAACAUUUUGGUAAUGUGCUCCUCUGAAGAUGUACAUGUCAACGAUAUUCAUGUAAAAAAAAAUAAACACGAGGCGUUUUUUGUUGUGCAGAAUGAAUGUCUUACUGGGGACAACCAGUCCUAUUGUGGUGCUAAACAUGUUGACGAUACAUGGUGGAAUGUAGAUUAUAGCGCCCUGUUCAAUCAGCCAAUCAGAGUAGUAUCUGGGCUAAGACAUCGUUACAAACUGCUCUUUUGGCUUCAGGCCGUGAACAUCAUUUUAUUUACUAAAUUCAUCUAAAUACACUUCAUGUUGUAUCACAGGAAGUCCCAUUUUUUUUGUUUUGUUGAUUUAACCGAACCGUUUGACUGCUAUUCAUGUAUAAUACUGUACUGCUAACAAGGUGGUUUAAUAAAAACACUGCUAUUCUUACAAAUUA